Angiostrongylus costaricensis is the source of this 855-nucleotide messenger RNA. NCBI's taxonomy places the organism in Eukaryota, Metazoa, Nematoda, Chromadorea, Rhabditida, Metastrongylidae. The record is from the annotation of a GenBank genome assembly.
AUGAUAGCCGGCCUACUUACUUCAGUGCUGAUACAAGUAGUAUCCUUAAUCGGACAACUGCCACAUAGCUUAGCAGACCGUAAUCUGGUGUUCGUACAGGCGAUAUGGAGACAUGGUGAUCGUGCACCGCUUUCGUUACCGUAUCCAAAUGAUCCUUAUAAUGAAACCGCUUGGCAACGAGGAUGGGCGCAACUUACGAAUGUGAGAUACCUUUCUCUCAUUAUUUCACUCUCAAACAUAGGUAUGAAACAAAUGAACGAGCUUGGCAUCUAUUUUCGAAUGAGAUAUGGUUUCUUCAUCUCGUCUCACUUCGUUCCAAGCGAGGUGUACAUUCGUUCAUCAGAUUCGGAUCGCGCGCUUACCUCAGCACAGGCAUUCCUAGCUGGAUUCUAUCCAGCGAGCGGCAGCUUUCAGUGGCAGAGAGGAAAUCAUUGGCAACCUAUACCGGUUCAUGCAACAUCACCUGGAGAACCAGAUCUGCUACUGAAGCCAACGUCUAUUUCAUGCAAAAACAUUGACAAAUUGGUGGAUGAAGAUUACGAAAAACAAGCCAAGUAUUAUGAGGGCCAAUACGGAGAAAUGUUCAAGUUACUCGCUGAACAAACUGGAAUCGCUAACUUUUCCUAUCGCUACGUUAGUCAAAUAUACGACGUGAGAAGAGAGACAAUAUUUCUAACUUUAUUGCAGCUCGUUCAUAAUAUGGUGGCAAAACAACCACAAUGGGUCUUCAAGCAUUGGCCACAGUACAACGACCGCAACACACUGGACAUCAUCAGCGAAUUGCGUCAGAUACAAAGGAGCACCAAAUUCAACUCGCCUACGAAAGCCAAAGUAUUGAUUAUCAGUGAUUUUUAG